This is a messenger RNA of Ctenocephalides felis (cat flea), 1779 nucleotides long. RefSeq names its product proton-coupled folate transporter-like. Gene Ontology annotation, biological process: transmembrane transport. Gene Ontology annotation, cellular component: membrane. Lineage: Eukaryota; Metazoa; Arthropoda; Insecta; Siphonaptera; Pulicidae. The transcript is spliced from 9 exons. The coding region runs from base 275 to 1720 and encodes 481 amino acids. Gene Ontology annotation, molecular function: transmembrane transporter activity. The record is from RefSeq and is a predicted model, not a curated record.
UAAAAGCUUAUAGUCAACAGCUGUUACUAAUCACAUCUAGUUGUGACAAAUACCAAUUAUGAAUCAUCUUUCUCUAUUGUUAUUUAAAGUGACAAAUAAUGACAAUUUCCGAUGAUGACGAUGAUUUGCAACAAUCACUACACUAACACUUGUAUUGGCUAUUAUCGAAUGUUGCAGGUCAAGAUAAGCAAACAAAUGCAAUUUUGAUAACCUAAUUAAUGACAUAUAGUGUUAAUUUAGAAGCCGUUAUAUAUUGAAGUUAAAAUAUGCAAUAAUGUCGGAAUCCGCAAUUAAUUCUCCGGAUGAAAUUAACACAGCAGAAAUCAAACGCAACAAAUGCGGGCCAGGACUCACGUUAGAACCACCUAUGCUAUUUUUGUUUUUUACUGUCAGUUUGACAGGUGAAGUGCUAGCAAAUGAAAUUUUCUACCGAACUUGCACAGUUUCAUUAGGCAUAAAUGAAACUGAAUGCAUUCCUUUACUGCAUCCAAAUAAUAAAAGUUCGACAAAUGAUUUGGAAGCAUUAAUUCAACCAAUAUCUGCAAAAAUUAUAAUGGCUCGAAGCUUAAUAGAUGCUUGUGUCCCUGCACUAAUGAGCCUAAUAUUAGGACCAUGGUCUGAUAUUUAUGGCAGGAAGCCAUUGAUAGUUUUUCCCUUCUUAGGGUAUAUGCUCAUGUAUGUGAUAACUGCAACGCUAGCUUCUCUUACAAAUAUAAGUCCUUGGUGGUAUGUUUUACCCAGCAUUCCUGUAGCCCUUUCAGGUGGGCAAUGCAGUCUUAUUACAGGGUCAUUUUGCUAUUUAACUGAUUCGAUUGAAAAAGAAAGUCGUGGAAUAAGAAUGGGAAUUCUAGAAGGUGCAAUAUUUGUAGGUUUGCUAAUAGGUUCAUUAUCUGCUCCAUUAAUUUAUAAUUCAUUUGGAUCUGUGAUAGUAUUUACAAUUGCUGCUAUGAGUGUUCUAAUAGGAUUGUUUUAUUGUUGUGCAUUAGUGCAAGAAACUGUGAUUAUAGACCCUAGUUUAACGAAAUCUCGCAUUCGGGGAUUAUUCGAUUUCUCAUUAGCUUCUGAUAUGAUUAAUGUUUGCUGUAAAUCACGCCUCUAUUGGGACAGAGCUAUUAUAUGGAUUCUAAUGAUAACAUUAGGCUUUUCUAUAUUAGUUUUGGAAGGAAAUGCAACUGUUAAUUAUAUGUUUGUGCGUGAAAAGCUUCACUGGACUAUUACAGAUUUUACCAGAUACAAUAGUGCCAGUAUUAUACUAUCUAUUAUAGGAACGUGUUUAGGUAUAUAUAUUUUGAGUAAAGUUUUGGGCUGUGGAGAUUUACUAUUAUCAAUACUUUCUCAAAUAUCAUCUGUAUCGGAAGCAGUGAUAAAAGCUGUAGCUUAUCAAGGAUGGCACAUGUACUUGGGUGCUGCACUGUCUAUGUUAAGAGGUUGCUUUGGACCCAUGGUUCGAACAUUUUUAUCUAAAAUAGUGCCAGCAUCUGAUAUUGGUAAAAUUUUUUCACUUGCUACUUCUAUAGAAUCAGUAACACCUCUUGCUGCUUCUCCAGUGUAUACAACUUUAUAUACAAAUACAUUUAAACAAUUUCCUGGUGCCUAUAAUGUACUCACUGCAUCAGUAUAUAUGUUAAAUAUUAUACUGUUAUUGAUUGUGCAAUAUUUGAUCAAAAUUAAGAGAUCAUAUGAGCAACUGAACACAAAUUCUUACCAUGAACAAACAUGACAUUUAAACCAUUAAUGUAAUAUAGAUAAAUUUAUUCUUAUCCAGAAUGCUAUCUAACA